AUGCUCCCCAAUGCCGACGUGAACAGGGGAAUGACCGACUCUCCUGGCUUGGAACGCGAACCUAGAUCAUGGCUUGACUGUUACCUAGAGACCGCCGAGGAGAAGUAUGCGCCUUUUUCCAAGGGAGCCGAUGCUGCUGCUGCUGUUCCCAAUAAGAAGGGACCGCAGGUAGAUGUGCUCUUUCAACCCAUCGCUGACUAUGGAGUCGGGUUGGCAGUUCCCUCAGCUACUGACACCACCGUCCACGUUCAACCCGAGAUGCGCCUAUUUCGGAGAUUCAGGUCCAAUACAGCUUUCCAGGCAAAGCACCAACUAUUUUUCCCUAGAGCCAACCAACCCGACCUACCCGACCUCUGCAUCCGAACUUUUUGUGACCUGCCAGAUGCCAUCCUCCAAAGCGUCAUGCGUUGUGUCUGCCCGCAUGCUCAAGAUGACACAUACGAGACGUGCGAGACUAGCGCUGCUUUAGGCGCUUGCGCGUUAUGCGAUCUGAGGGAUCUGGCCCACUGCGCGCGUGUCUGCAAGAGAUGGUAUAAUCUGGCAACGGGCAUACUCUACCAGAGCAUUCGCAUCGAUGCCGUUCAUUAUUGUCCGCUUGAGGCUCAUCUUUCGGAGCAGCGCAAGCACAGGGGCUUCUUGAGAAGCAACGCCGACCCGGAUGAUGUCCUCACGGCUCGCCUCGGACUACUUCGCCGAACGCUGUGCAACAACGGCCCGCGCCUAAGCACAUUAGUCAAAUACCUCAAGCUGCCUCAUAUGCUCCGAGAAGCGGCCGGGCCAGACCUCUUUCGCAUCGUCCACAUGCUCCCAAGCAUUCGCUAUGUGGACCUCCCGUCGGGGUUAUUCGCCGAUCAGUCUCGCUAUAGCACCCUUCGACUGGCCAUCGAAGCCAGGUGUCGAGACCUCCGAAAGAUGACAUACUAUGGAGGCGCAGAGACGGCCUUGACGGGGAUGGCCAAUGCUGACACGUGGCGAAACUUGGAGGUGCUGGAGUUGAUCAAGAUAGAGAUGGCCACCUGCGUUCUGCGACAUGCACUAGGAGCAUUGGGAAACCUUCGCGCGCUGAAGAUCGAAGGAGUGAGGUCUUUCUCAGAUGUCAGUCUCGGCCAUAUCGACGCGUCACCUCCGUUCCCGUGCUUAGAAGAGUUGGUUUUGCGGAGCACCCCGGCCGUCACCGGACGCGGUCUGCUUGAGUACCUGUGCCGGACCGACACCAGUAACAUGAUUACCGUCUUGGCUCUGCUUGGCACGGGGGUGACGACUGAGUCCCUGGCGGAUGCACUCUCGGCAGCUCCAAACCUACGGACAUUCGCCGUCGAAGCUACAGUCUCCAGGCCAUUGAGGGACGGAGCGAUCGCCCAACGACUCGCGUCAACCUCUUUGCGAAAGCUCCGUUUCGAAAUCACUACCGCUGACCCGAGAAGGUUUGGGUCUUGUACAAUAGCCAGCCACUACAGGUGUCUGGCAGAGUCUCUCAUGGCUAACGACUUGCCCAACUUGACAUCAGUCUAUGUCCUCGGCGAGCACUUACUUCAUCAACUAGGCUUGCCGUACCCACGACUGGCAUCCCCAUCGACUUGCCAUGCGAGUCUUCUUGAUCCGGCGAAUGCCGACGAGACGGCAAGGUGUCGGGUCAAAUCUUUCCCAAAGGAUGUGGCUUCCCGCGAUCUACCUUCUCCACCAUCCGUUGCACUCAGACAGCAACUGACGCUCUACACGAGAACAGCAGAUGCAGCAGACUGGCCGUCAGCUGGCAUGCAAUCUCCCGUGCGAGGAUGCGACCAACUGGUAAGCCAUUACAGUCUGAAUGCCGACAUUGCGGGCUGCGGAUGGGGGCAUCAUCAGGCAGUACAUCAAUGGGUACUUGCUAGAGAUCAACAAGGGGUCGUCAAGCAUCUCAACAACUUGGGAGCAAAAACAAAUGCUGGCGGCCUUGAAAUGAAGUACUGGCCCAAAACCCAAGAAAAGAGGGCAGAUCUUUGGCGAUGA
This is a messenger RNA of Colletotrichum godetiae, 1989 nucleotides long. RefSeq lists its product as uncharacterized. Gene Ontology annotation, molecular function: protein binding. The transcript has 3 exons. The record is from RefSeq and is a predicted model, not a curated record. The coding region runs from base 1 to 1989 and encodes 662 amino acids. Lineage: Eukaryota; Fungi; Ascomycota; Sordariomycetes; Glomerellales; Glomerellaceae.